This is a messenger RNA of Durio zibethinus, 3016 nucleotides long. Its product is annotated as protease Do-like 9. The record is from RefSeq and is a predicted model, not a curated record. Gene Ontology annotation, molecular function: serine-type endopeptidase activity; protein binding. Gene Ontology annotation, biological process: proteolysis. Lineage: Eukaryota; Viridiplantae; Streptophyta; Magnoliopsida; Malvales; Malvaceae.
GAAUAAAUCAAAUUAAAAGGAUAAAAAGGUAAAAAAAAAAAAAAUCAAUUGUGCGUUUGUUGAUUGAAUCUAAAACUUGUAGUGAAAAAAAUUAAUUUUUGUAUUUAAAUAUAACUUAAAUCAACAAAUAGUCUCAAUUCCAUUAGAAGUCUAGGUCCAAAAGGAUUUCAUCAUAGUUGUCUUGCUUACCGUUUUGAAGAGAAAUUUUAUCCUAGCAACAAUCCUAUACCAAGAAAAAUUAAAUUUUUGAUUUUUUUAAAAUUUUUUUAAACAAAAGAAGUAAAUAAAUAAAAAAAGGCAAAUAAAAUAAAUGAAAAAUAAAGAGAAUGACUUGACGCUUAUGAGUUAAAAACCCAAAUUAAAUCCAAUUUAAAACUCAAACUCUUAUUAAUGGACCAAUGAUACAGAUCAGUUGAAAAAAAAAUUUUAUAAAAUUUUUAAAAUUUUAAUAAUACAAAUUCAAAAAUUUUUGAAAGUUUUGGAUUUAAUCGAAAGUUCAAAGGCGGAAGUGGAAUUAAAGAAAAAAGAAGGUAAUUAUAUAAUUUUAUUUAAAAAUAAUUUUAAAAAAUAUGAAGAAUAAAAAAUUGAGUGAAUAAAAUUAGCUUUUGUUUUCGUUUUUCUCUUCCCUCCGCCCUCCCUGAUCAAAUAAAUACUAGAAAAAAAGGCUCCUCUUGCUAUAUUCUUUUUACAUCUCUCUCUCUCCAACAUUUCCUUUCUUGAUCCUUUAAAGCACCCACCCAAACACAGCUUAUUUUUAAUUUCGUAUAUGGGAGAUACCAAAAGAAAAAGAGGCCGAAAAGCUCACAACCCAAUCCCCACUGAAACCCUAGAAUCCCCAUGCUCCACCACCGCAUUGGACGACGUCUUCUCCGUCACUAACGUCGAAAUCAUCCCCUCUACCACCACUACCACCUCCUCUGCCGCGGCUACCACCACCGCUGCCCGCCCACGUGGUCGCCCCAAAAAGCUCCCAAAACUCUCCGAAAACCCCGUGCCUCUACCCCCCCAACCGCCGCCUGCAAUCCUUUCUCCUAGCCGCCGUAUUCCUAACGGCAAUGCGAUCGGAGUUGGAGGAGGAGGAGGAGGAGGAGGAGGGGAGUUGGGUGGAGAUUCGGAUGGGGAUCGGGUGGUGCCAGCAAUGGAUGCAGUAGUAAAGGUGUUUUGCGUUCACACGGAGCCAAAUUUCUCGUUGCCUUGGCAGAGGAAAAGGCAGUAUAGUUCGAGUAGUAGUGGGUUCGUGAUUGGAGGGAGAAGGGUUUUAACAAAUGCGCAUUCCGUGGAACAUUACACUCAGGUUAAAGUUAAGAAACGUGGGUCUGAUACUAAGUACUUGGCUAUUGUCCUUGCUAUUGGAACCGAAUGUGAUAUUGCAAUGCUUACGGUCAAUGAUGAUGAGUUCUGGGAAGGUGUGUCACCACUGGAAUUUGGAGAAUUGCCCGCACUUCAAGAUGCUGUGACUGUUGUUGGUUACCCAAUUGGGGGAGAUACAAUUUCUGUGACAAGUGGAGUUGUAUCACGAAUAGAAAUCCUGUCUUAUGUUCACGGGUCCACAGAGCUUCUGGGUUUGCAGAUAGAUGCUGCUAUAAAUUCUGGAAAUUCUGGUGGGCCUGCCUUCAAUGAUAAAGGCAAUUGUGUGGGCAUAGCAUUUCAGUCGCUCAAACAUGAAGAUGUAGAAAACAUAGGGUAUGUGAUACCUACACCAGUUAUCCAGCACUUCAUCCAAGACUAUGAAAAGAAUGAAGCAUAUACUGGAUUCCCAAUUUUGGGGGUUGAGUGGCAGAAAAUGGAAAAUCCUGAUUUACGUGCAGCAACCGGCAUGAAAGCUGAUCAGAAAGGUGUCCGAAUCAGAAGAGUUGAUCCCACUGCUCCGGAAUCUGGUGUUUUGAAGUCAUCGGAUAUUAUGCUCAGCUUUGAUGGGGUUGAUAUUGCCAAUGAUGGAACAGUUCCUUUUCGGCAUGGAGAACGCAUAGGCUUUAGUUACCUUGUCUCACAAAAAUAUACUGGGGAUAGUUCAGCAAUUAAAGUUCUUCGUGAAUCCGAGAUUCUAAAUUUCAACAUUAAGCUUGCAUCACACAGAAGGCUUAUUCCAUCACACAACAAAGGCAGACCUCCUUCAUAUUAUAUAAUUGCAGGAUUUGUGUUUGCAACUGUGUCUGUUCCAUAUUUGCGUUCUGAGUAUGGGAAGGAUUAUGAAUAUGAAGCUCCAGUAAAGCUUUUGGACAAACUCUUGCAUUCAAUGCCGCAAUCACCUGAUGAGCAGCUUGUUGUGGUGUCUCAGGUACUUGUGGCUGAUAUCAAUAUCGGAUAUGAGGACAUUGUUAACACCCAGGUCCUUGCUUUUAAUGGUAAGCCUGUGAAGAAUUUGAAGAGCUUGGCUGAGAUGGUAGAGAACUGUGAUGAUGAAUUUUUGAAAUUUGAUUUAGAAUAUGAACAGAUAGUAGUACUUAGGACAAAGACAGCGAAAGCAGCUAGUCCAAACAUUCUUGCUACGCACUGCAUACCAUCAGCUAUGUCUGAAGAUCUGAAGGCAUGAAAUCAAGGGACCUAGUUAAUUGAUUUGUUGCAGCUUUUCUAGAAGGAUUUUUUUGUUUUUUGUCUUCAGCAACAUCAAGGAAGAAAGGCCAUAUUUCGUGGAAGGGAGCUUGUCGGUUGUUGGAUAUCAUUCUACAUGGAACAAUGAUGCCCCAUUUUAUGGGUAUUAAAAGCGUUUUUGCACUUCGCUAUGAAUGAGUUUGCCCAUCCGGCUGUGAUUGUCAAACAUUUAUUUUCUUUUAUAAAUUUUGUAGAGAUAUAUGAAGCACUUGUUUCUUUUGAUUGCUACUACAGUUUUUGAGAAACGAAAGCCUAGUUUUGUUUUUGGUACAAAGAAAGUCAUAAUCUAAAGAUAAGAAAAAGAAUUGUAUGUAUUAAAAUUUGAAUUUAAAACCUGUUGAUCGUCACGUUUCAAACUCCAGGUUCAAGGAAAGCUUAGUUUUAAAGAUAUAUUCUCUUUUUACUUUAUUACAAUGACCUUAUU